AUGCCCAGGUCAGCGAAGGAAGUACUCGACUAUGUCAUGAACAUCUUCUUCAAGGACAAUACAUGGCAUGAAACAGCCGCUAAUCUCAAGGCCAAUCCCAUUUUCUUUGGAUCUGACCUCGAGCGACUUGCGCUUGGUGAAGACUGCCACGAGCUUCAUCUCGCAGCUGCAUCCAUGGAUUGGGUUGGAGAUCUCCAAUACGAAGCCAAGGUGGCCGAGUCGCUGAAACGGCCUCGGUUUACAAGC
Messenger RNA from Colletotrichum abscissum, 246 nucleotides. RefSeq lists its product as uncharacterized. The record is from RefSeq and is a predicted model, not a curated record. The transcript has a single exon. The annotation marks the transcript as partial. Lineage: Eukaryota; Fungi; Ascomycota; Sordariomycetes; Glomerellales; Glomerellaceae.